CACCCGUAUUCCGUUCUCCAUAGAAACGCGCCAGAAACGCCGCUGACCCUCGUCAGGUGUUCCCGGGAGAGGAGGCCGGGCGAGGGAACUAGAGCGAAGGAAGUUUAGGGAAGUAAGUUAGGCCCUGAAGAGGUCGCUGCAGGUUCAGGAGAGACUCAAGUCCUUGUGUGGGUCUAUUUGUAGAAAAGGCGGGGAGAGGGGCGGCCUGUCGGCCUCUAGGUCCUGACAAGAGACAAGAAAUGAAUGAAGAAAGAGGAAGUUCCACGACCUAGACAGUGUCAUUUCUGGAGCACUUUUGACUGGCUACUAGAUUUCUAACUAGAAAUUUGGGGCAUAUCCAGAAGAGACAAAGACAGAAUAUCCCAGUUGUUGGCCAUUUCUCAAAACAGAAGAAAAUGAUCAAUGCCCAGGAAUCACUGACACUGGAGGACGUGGCCGUGGACUUCUCCCGGGAGGAGUGGCGGCUCCUGGCCCCCGCCCAGAAGGACCUGUAUCGAGAUGUGAUGCUGGAGAACUACAGGAACCUGGUGUCCGUGGGGCAUCAAGCCAGCAAACCAGAUGUGCUCGCCAAGCUGGAACGAGGGGAAGAACCGUGGGCGAUAGAAGAGGAAGUCCGCAGUGGAACCAGUCCAGAAACUGGCAAAGUUGAUAAUCACCUGCAGGGUCACUGGGAAGAUGAAAGAAUGCUGAAAGGUAUGGAACUGUACCCCGAACACAAUGCAUUCGGAAAUAUCGUCCCUCAAAGCAAAAGUCAGUUUCCUUUCAGGCAAAAUCAUAUGUUUGAGUUCUAUAUAAAAACUUUGAAAUCAAAUUUAAGUUUAGCCAACCAGAGCAAGAUCUAUGAAAUUAGGAACUCUACAAAAGUCAACGGAAGUGAGAAAUCAUUUCUGCAUGAUAAGCGUGAAGAUUUUCAUUCUGCGGUUAAAUUCCCUAUAAGUACAAGACCCGUCAGCAAUAAGUCCCAAGUCACUAAGCAUCAGAGAACUCAUGAAAUAGAGAAAGCCCAUGUGUGUGGUGAAUGUGGAAAAGCCUUCGUUAAGAAGUCUCAGCUGACAGAUCAUCACAGAGUUCAUACAGGAGAGAAACCUUAUGGAUGCAAUAUUUGUGCAAAAGUUUUCUCCAGAAAGUCCAGGCUCAACGAACAUCAGAGAAUUCAUAAAAGAGAGAAAUCCUUUAUAUGCAAUGAUUGUGGAAAAAUCUUCACCAUGAAGAGCCGUCUAAUUGAACACCAGCGAACUCACACCGGAGAGAAACCCUAUGUUUGCAGCGAAUGUGGCAAAGGUUUCCCAGGGAAGCGUAAUCUCAUUGUGCAUCAGCGAAAUCAUACUGGAGAGAAGUGCUAUGUAUGCAGUGAAUGUGGGAAAGGCUUCACUGGGAAGAGCAUGCUCAUCAUACACCAGCGAACUCACACAGGAGAGAAACCCUACAUCUGCAGCGAAUGUGGGAAAGGCUUCACCACGAAGCACUAUGUCCUCAUACAUCAGCGAAAUCACACAGGAGAGAAACCCUAUCUAUGCAAUGAAUGUGGGAAAGGUUUCACCAUGAAGAGUCGACUGAUUGAACAUCAGCGAACUCAUACUGGAGAGAAACCCUAUGUAUGCAACGAAUGUGGAAAAGGCUUUCCCAGGAAGAGUAAUCUCAUUGUACAUCAGAGAAAUCAUACGGUAGAGAAGUCCUACGUAUGCAGUGAAUGCGGAAAAGGCUUCACUGUGAAGAGCAUGCUUAUCAUACACCAGCGAACUCACACUGGAGAGAAACCCUACGUCUGCAGCGAAUGUGGGAAAGGCUUCCCCCUGAAGAGUCGGCUGGUCGUACAUCAGCGAACACACACCGGAGAGAAACCUUACAGAUGCAGUGAAUGUGGGAAAGGUUUCAUUGUGAAUAGUGGACUGAUGUUACAUCAGCGAACUCACACUGGAGAGAAACCCUAUAUAUGCAAUAAAUGUGGAAAAGGCUUUGCCUUUAAGAGCAAUCUCGUGGUACACCAGCGAACUCAUACUGGAGAGAAACCCUUUACGUGCAGUGAAUGUGGGAAAGGCUUCACCAUGAAACGCUAUCUCCUCGUACAUCAACAAAUCCAUACAGGAGAGAAAUCCUAUGUCUGCAGCGAAUGUGGCAAAGCCUUCGCUGUGGAAACCGAGCUGAUUUUACAUCAGCAAAUUCAUACUGGAGAGAAACCUUAUGCAUGCAAUGAAUGUGGGAAAGGCUUCACUGUGAAAAGCCGUCUAAUCGUUCAUCAGCGAACUCAUACAGGAGAGAAACCUUUUAUAUGCGGUGAAUGUGGAAAAGGCUUCACCAUGAAGCGCUAUCUGAUCGCACAUCAGCGAACUCACAGUGGAGAGAAACCUUAUGUCUGUGACGAAUGUGGAAAAGGCUUCACCGUGAAGAGCAACCUCAUUGUGCAUCAGCGAACUCACACAGGGGAGAAACCCUACAUAUGCACCGACUGUGGAAAAGGCUUCACCAUGAAGCGUUAUCUUGUUGUGCAUCAGCGAACUCAUACCGGAGAGAAACCCUAUGUAUGCGGCGAAUGUGGCAAAGGCUUCACUGUGAAGAGUAAUCUCAUUGUGCAUCAGCGAUCUCAUACUGGGGAAAAAUCUUACAUGUGCUCUGAAUGUGGAAAAGGCUUCACCACAAAGCGCACCCUCGUUAUACAUCAGCGAACUCACACAGGAGAGAAAUCUUACCUAUGUAAUGAAUGUGGAAAAGGCUUCACCACAAAGCGCACCCUCAUCAUACAUCAGCGAACUCAUACAGGUGAGAAACCCUAUGAAUGCAGGGAGUGUGGUAAAGCCUUUAGCCAGAAGAUCUGCCUCAUACAACACGAGAGAUGUCAUACAGGAAAGACUCCCUUUGUGUGUACUGAGUGUGGCAAAUCCUAUUCUCACAAAUACGGUCUCAUUACGCACCAGAGAAUUCACACGGGGGAGAAACCCUAUGAGUGCAGUGAAUGUGGGAAAGCGUUCACCACAAAGUCAGUCCUCAACGUCCAUCAAAGAACUCACACAGGAGAGCGACCCUAUGGAUGCGGCGAUUGUGAGAAAGCCUUCUCCCACUUGUCAAACCUUGUUAAACAUAAGAAAAUGCACACGAGAGAAACGGGUAGAUUCAGUCAGGUUGGAAAUUCCUUUAACACAGAGUCGCGGUUCAUUACUUAACGAGUGGACUCGUGCAAAACAAAAGCCCUUUGAACGUGAUGCCUUCUGUGGCAACCAAGACUUCGUUAAACAUCACUGUUUCCGGCAGAUUGGAAUGUCAUC
Leopardus geoffroyi (Geoffroy's cat) is the source of this 3260-nucleotide messenger RNA. It is a transcript of the gene ZNF614, whose product is annotated as zinc finger protein 614. Gene Ontology annotation, molecular function: RNA polymerase II cis-regulatory region sequence-specific DNA binding; DNA-binding transcription activator activity, RNA polymerase II-specific. Bases 396 to 3158 code for a protein of 920 amino acids. Lineage: Eukaryota; Metazoa; Chordata; Mammalia; Carnivora; Felidae. The transcript is spliced from 6 exons. Gene Ontology annotation, biological process: regulation of transcription by RNA polymerase II. The record is from RefSeq and is a predicted model, not a curated record. Gene Ontology annotation, cellular component: nucleus.